CUUUACUGUACAGUCACAGCAAAAAGGUUGCCGGUCAAAAUCCCAGCUGGGCUCUUUCUGUGGGGAGUUCGUGUGUUCUCCAGUUUCCUCUUUGAAGAUGUGCUUAUUGGGUUCAUCAGUUAUUCUAAACUGGAUGUGAGGAAACUAAAGAUUAAAGAUUAAACUGUUGCAUGAAGAUAAAAUCUGACUUGUGGUUAGAAACACUUUGGAGGGCAAUAAGACUGAAAUCAAAGCAGAGCUCAUGUGAUCCACCUGAACUGCUAUUUUUGUUACUGAUCAUUAUGGAUGAUAAUUAUAAGGAUUUGUUAUGAUACAGCAGUGAGGACAGAGUUUAACAGCUGUUAUGGUUUUACAUGGUCAUAGAAUAAAUUAAAUGUUUUUCCCAUUUUCACGUUUGAUCAAAUAUAUUUAUAUCAUCAUAGAGCUGUUAUGUUUUCAUGUAAAACAGGACGUGAUGUUAUGUGAAAGUACAUGUGUUUGUUUCCUUUAAAACAUGAACCAGAGUAUCAGGAGAUUCAUUAAAACAUAACAUCUAUAAAUACUCAUACUUAAUAAUCUGACCAUCAUUCUCUGCAUCACUCAAAAGUUAGAGCCCAACACGCUGCAGACGCUCAGAGGUCAAACGAGACAUAAUAGUUUAAAUCAUUUUACAGAGCGUUCUGUAUGAUGAUAAUACGGCCACACUUGUAAGAGUCACAGUUUCAUCAGAGGUUAUGAGGCUUUUUGUCAAACUUCCACCAGUAAAUCAUUAAUUUGACUUAAUGGUUUCAGAUGUAGGCUGACGUCUGUCUGUUUUAAAUCAGAGAAGUUCCUGUUAGAAAAAGCUGCUGAACUGAUGAGAGAUGAAGCACGUUUACUUAUUUUAUACAAACUGAUGCCUCGUGUUGUCUUGCGCAGGAUUUACAGUCCAGCUGAUGGAGCGCUGUCGCCCUGCUUCAAGACAAACUUAUAAUAAAACACUUUUUUUUUUUCUGAGUAAGUUUUUUUUUUAUUUCCAGAGCAAAUUUUCUUAUUUCAACUUAGUUUUUAUUGAUCAUUUUUAUUCAAUUUUAUUACUUUCAGUCUAGUUUUAUGUCUUUUAAUCAUAAUCAUUUAGUGAUGUAUAGAGUGCAAAUGUCAGAGACAAGAUUUAGGUAAACCAGUGCAUGUGUUACAGUAAAAACCCACUGAAGUUUAUUUCACUGUAAUAAUCUUGGAUUGUCCAGGCCGGCUGCGGUGACAUUAAUUCUCAGUAGAGGCAGUGGCCAAAACUAGUGGUUGCUACAUGCAGUCUGUGCUAAAUGUGAGACGCGUGUGCUGGAUGAGGAAGUGAGAGUUUAUUCCUGUUAAACUUUGCUGUCAUUAAUGCAUCAUCUGCUUCCAGUGAAGCACAGACUGUGAACAGCUGCAGAAACAGCAUGUUCAUAUUGUUUGAGCUUCUGUGGAGCUAAUUGAUGUUGUUAUUGGGAAUUCAUCCAUUACGAGUCCUGAUUUCAUUUUACUUUAUAUUAAUGCCACACUGUUAAACAUAAAUAAGGUAUUUAAAACAUGCUUGAUCCAUAAUGUAUAUAUUAUUACUCUUCUUUGGUAUGUUAUUUAUAAAUACAGAUGUAUUAUUGUGACUCUGAUUAUGGUUAUUAUUAGCAAUGAUGUGAUAGCUGUGCAUGGUGUAAACAAAUAAAAUAUCUGUAUUGACUAAUAGCAUAUAAGGAGGAGUGCAGUGCUCCCAGCAUCAGUGUAACCAGCAGAGCUUCCAUUGUUCUCUGUACUGACAUGUGUGAGCAUUUAUACUGGCAGGUGGAGGAUGUUACACCAUCACAACAUUUUAAACAGUGUUGAAUCUUUGCUGCAGGUUUGAUCUCACAGAUAAAUGACCAAUGUUACUUUAUGUAUCUAAUAGAUUAUUGGAUUGAUUAAACAGUUAUAAAUAUACAGUUAGUCUCUGGAUGCUGUGCCACAUACUGCUGAGUCAUUAAUGACACAGCAUGUUUUUGUUGCGUUAAUAUGACUUUCAUGUUUCUCUAUUAUAAAGGUUCAGAGUCGCUUACUUCACCUGACAGGUUGACUUGUUUUUAUUUUUAUCAGUGAGACACAUUAUAACAUCUCUGAGUCUUCAAACUGAACAGAAAGUGAGACCGAGCACAAUUAGUUACAAACUGAGACGCGGAGUUUCUAUAGAAAUUAUCUAAAUACAAAGUUAUUUAGGUGAUGUGUUAAAGCAUGACAGGCACGCAAGCGUCAGAGUGGGAGUUCCCAUUACGUCAUCACGCCUUGGGACUUCAAACACUCUGGGGCUGAGGGUAAACCCAACCACGUGAUCUGGGUGGAGUUAACUCAGCUCUUAAAUAAAGAGCGAGUCAGCUUCACAGGUCAUUCAUUCAGAGCGAAGCAGGCAGGGACUGAUCGGACUGCAGCUUUCCAGAAAAAAAACUUUCUUCAGUCAGAAAACGGAAUUUGUAAUCAUCGAUCAUGUCUCUGAACAACUUCUACUUUAAGGACUCUAACUUUUUCUCACUCUGGACUUUUCUCCUGUGCUCGGCUUUGUCCGUCUGGACUCCUGUACAAGGUGAGGUUGUGGUGAUUGGUUCAAAUCUUCCAAUCAUCGCCGCUCUGGGUGAUGAUGUCAUCCUGCCGUGUCACCUGGAGCCCAUGUUCGAUGUCCAGGGUCUGACGGUGGAGUGGUCCAAACCCGACCUGAAGCCCGACCCGUCAGACCGGCUGAGCCGAGUGGAGUACGUUCACCUGUACAGGGACAGGCAGGAGGUCCCCGACAUGAAGAUGGCCUCGUACUUCAGGAGGACGGAGCUGUUCAUGGACGACAUGAAACACGGGAACAUUUCACUGAAGAUCCUGAACGUGUCGGAGGAAGACAACGGCAGAUACAGAUGCUUCAUCCCCAAGCUGAGGAGCAGAGUGAAAGCUGCUGUUGUUGAACUUGUAGUCGAUCCAAAUUUUUCUGAAACCUCGACGAUAGAGAUGCUGCUGCUUCCUAGAAACCUCCAAACUCAUGAUCCUCAAGAUGUGACUCAGAGAAAUGUAGGUCGGUCCAGGGUCUUUGUGGGCAUGACUUUCAUGGCCUUAAUAUCAGUUGCUGCUUUUGCGGCAUAUUUUUCCCAUCGCCUUGUUCAGAAACAAAAAAAACAUCGAGAGGAUGAAGGGACCCAAAACCAGCUAUGACAGUCUAGAUGUAUUGCUUAAAAGAAGUUGAUGAUAAUAGUUCAUGAAGCAUUAAAGUUAAUCUUCACAGCAGA
Molecule: messenger RNA, 3230 nt
Organism: Oreochromis niloticus (Nile tilapia)
Lineage: Eukaryota; Metazoa; Chordata; Actinopteri; Cichliformes; Cichlidae
Product: myelin-oligodendrocyte glycoprotein
Exons: 5
Coding region: 2449-3156 (235 amino acids)
Biological process (GO): T cell receptor signaling pathway; regulation of cytokine production
Cellular component (GO): external side of plasma membrane
Molecular function (GO): signaling receptor binding
Source: RefSeq, a predicted model, not a curated record